Quercus robur (English oak) is the source of this 1296-nucleotide messenger RNA. RefSeq lists its product as uncharacterized. NCBI's taxonomy places the organism in Eukaryota, Viridiplantae, Streptophyta, Magnoliopsida, Fagales, Fagaceae. The record is from RefSeq and is a predicted model, not a curated record. The transcript has 10 exons. The coding region runs from base 1 to 1296 and encodes 431 amino acids.
AUGGCUGAGGCUCUUGGGGUUUCGGUUGUUCGGGAGCCUGAUUAUCCCUAUAAUGAGUCUCCUCUUUUAGAUGUUGUCAUGUCGUCUAUCCAGUGGGGUGGUUUCCCUUUUGGUGAGCCUGUUCAUGUUGUUGCUUCCAUAAAUACCACCUUCCUUAGAAAAAGGGCUACUGACUUGAGGGUUGCUCCUUCACAUCCUAGAGAUGCGUCAUAUGGUGCUGUUCUCCCUCCUCCCUCUUCUACAGGUGCUGAUGCUGCUGAGACAUCUGGUGCUGCUACUGCUAAUGUUGAUGUUCCUCCACCGACUACUUCAGAUGAUUUAGACAUUCAACUUGGAAAUAGAAACACUAACACCAUAUUUGGUAAGAAACAAAAACUGGAGGUUCAACAGCAAUUAAAGCGCCUUAACAAGCCCGCUCUUAAAUCCAUCGAGAGCCCGGAUGGAGAUAUAAUCGACUGUAUAGAUAUCUACAAGCAGCCAGCUUUUGAUCAUCCUUUGUUAAAAAAUCACACAAUUCAGAUGAGACCAAGUUCUUACCCAGAAGGGUUUUCAUUUGAUGAAAUCAAUGACAUCUCUUUAAACUCCGAGCCCGAAUUUACUCAGCCAUGGCACUUGAAUGGAAGGUGCCCAGAAGGAACUAUUCCCAUAAGAAGAACUAAAGAAGAAGAUUUAUUAAAGGCAGGCUCUGUAGCAAAUUUUGGAAGGAAAAAAUACCAUACCAUCCCUCAUGCUCAGAAUAAAAUUGAUCUAACUGCCCAUGAGUAUGCAACGUAUGGUGAGGCUGGAGAUAAGUAUUAUGGAAUGAUGGCAGAGAUGAACCUGUGGAACCCCCAUACCCAGGAAGAAAAUGAGUUUAGCUUAUCUCAAUUCUGGUUGCAAAAGGGUGAAUAUGGUCAAGAUUAUGAUUCCAUUGAAGCCGGCGCGAUGGUUUACGAACAUCUAUAUCAAGAUAGAAACACUAGACUCUUCCUAUAUUGGACUGAUGAUGGAUAUCAAAGCACAGGUUGCUACAAUUUGAUGUGCCCUGGCUUUGUUCAACUUGACAAACAGAUUGCGAUGGGUGCAAGAGUCACCCCUUAUUCCAAGUAUGAUGGUGACCAAUUUGCACUCAAGUUCUAUGUUUGGAAGGACGUUAAUGGAAGGGGAGACUGGUGGUUGAAAAUUAACAACAGAGACUUUGGAUAUUGGCCAUCUUCCAUAUUCUCGAUCCUGUCUGAUAGUGCUGCAAGAGUUAGAUGGGGAGGAGAGGGGUCCCCAAAAAACUACGACAUUCAUGUCGAAACCCAAUUGCUAUAA